AUGUCCUCCAUUCUGCGCUUCCCACAACGCAUCUCAUCCCCCCAAAAUCCUCCCGACAUUAGAGUCGACCACCUCAUUGUAGGCGGAGGUGUCGUUGGCCUGGCUGUAGCGCGGGCGCUGACGAGACGAUGGCCGGACAAGACCACCUUCUUGGUGGAACGCCAUGAGCGUGUAGGAGAAGAGACGUCAUCACGUAAUUCCGAAGUGAUACAUGCGGGCCUCUAUUACCCUCGAGAAUCGCUUAAAACGAAUCUCUGCCUGCGAGGACGAGAUCUGCUCUAUGAUUAUUGUCGAGCGAACAAGGUACCGGUCAAGCAGCUUGGGAAGCUCGUUGUUGGGCCGCCGACUUCAAAGGAGUAUCUGCAGGGCGUCCUUGCACAUAUGCGAUCCCUCGACCAGGAGAAGGAUCAGAAUUGGGGCUCGAGAGUCGUUGACGGAAAGAGAAGCGCUCCUCCCCUAGUCCUGCUUAGCGGGAAAGAAGCUAGAGGCAUCGAACCGGACUUGGGAGAAGGGGUUGGGUGGGCAUUGCAUAGUCCAAAGACGGGCAUCGUCAAUUCACACGAGCUCAUGGCCAAGUUAGAGCAAGACAUCCUUAACUCAGAAGGGGCCGAGAUCGUGUAUGACACCGCUGUCGUAGGCCUAGCACCCAGUUCUGCGAGCCUAAGAAGUACCACAGGAAAGAGAGGAGGCGACGGAUCAGAACAAGGCUGGAUCGUACAGACGAAAACCGAAGGACAGAUCGACACUCUCUUGGCGAAAGUCGUCAUCAAUGCUGCUGGACUCAACGGCCCCGCAGCCCUAAAUUCCUUGCUAAGAGACGGAUAUCUGAAAGGGGGCAGAGAGGAUCGCAUUGGUGCAUGGAUUAGCAAAGGAAACUACGCCAGCUACUCCAAAUCCAAAGGUGGAGUCGACAGAGUCAGUCGGCUCAUCUAUCCAAUUCCCGAUAUGGGUAAAUCGCAGAAAGCGCUCGGGCAGCAUCAGGGGUUGGGCACACACCUCACCCUUGACAUGGACGGAAACAUUCGCUUUGGACCCGACACCGACUGGCUCUACCCUCCUAACACGUCCUCGGAUCAGAUGCAGGACUGGUGGUCUUCCAGCUUGGUCGCCCUGCAGCCGUCGCCUUAUUCACAAUCGAGAUUGAGCGAGGAAGAACGUCUGGAUGCGAUGCAUGCCAGUGUCUCUUCCUUUCUCCCGGGAGUCUCGCGGCAUGGGCUAUCUCCCGACUAUGCGGGCCUCAGACCAAAGCUUUGUGCACCCGGUGAUGGAUUCCGAGACUUCGGGAUAUUAUGGCAUCGCAGCGAGAAUCUGGGUAUGCAGACAAUCUGGCAGGAAGCUCUUACCCGAGAGGUAGGGAAAGGCGACCCGUUUUGGCAAGGACCGGAGAUAGCGCAAAAGGAGCGAGGUGGAGCGAUGGUCACGCUUUGCGGGAUUGAGAGCCCUGGAUUAACAUCCAGCUUGGCCUUGGCAGAAAUCGUUCUUAAGCUCGUGGGUGCAAAGAUGUGGGCCGAGAAAGUAGAUGAUGUCAACCACCCCCCAAGACCAAAAGGAGCAAGAAGCGAAGAGCUAGGUGCUCUAGAGAAUUGGGCAUGAAGACUUCCAAGGCUGAAUGCUGCACAGGCACAGCAAUCACAGCUUCAGAGUCACAUAACAGGUUGGCUUGUAAGCUUUGACAUGGCAUUUUUGGCGUUUUUUUACAAAUUUAACUUUCCAUUUUGAUUCUAAAUCAUCGCGUU
This is a messenger RNA of Acaromyces ingoldii, 1736 nucleotides long. Its product is annotated as FAD dependent oxidoreductase. The transcript has 3 exons. Lineage: Eukaryota; Fungi; Basidiomycota; Exobasidiomycetes; Exobasidiales; Cryptobasidiaceae. The record is from RefSeq and is a predicted model, not a curated record. Gene Ontology annotation, cellular component: mitochondrion. The coding region runs from base 1 to 1593 and encodes 530 amino acids. Gene Ontology annotation, molecular function: (S)-2-hydroxyglutarate dehydrogenase activity; (S)-2-hydroxy-acid oxidase activity.